CCCCCUUGGACUGAGCACAAUAGCCCUCAAACAUGUCAGCGCCCACUCGGCCGAACUUAUUGAUGAUUGUCAGCUCGGCAGUUGAAGGUGUGUCUGCCCAGUCGUUUGUCCAAGCAUACAAUUUGGCGUUUCCUACAUUCACCAUACAGUUGGCUUCUCCAAAUGGUCGUCAGAUUGAAUAUGUUCAUCAAGAUGACUCCAACAGACGCUGGUUUAAUGAAUUCAGAUCCAAAGCCAACUCCAUGCCCAUUCCCCUUGAAUCAGUUGAUGCCAACAGAUACUCAGCCAUGUUGAUACCGGCAGCCCCAGGUGCUCUCCAUGACUUGUUCUCCAGUAAAGACCUAGCUCAGAUUGUCGUCCAUUUUGUCAAAGAAAAAAAAGCUAUCUGUGCUGUUGGGGACGGAGUGGCAGGUCUGUGUGGUGCCAGGCUCCAAAACAACAAGGAAUGGUGCUUCCAAGACUACAGCCUCACAGCGACAUCACUUAACGAGGCUGCAAGGGAGUCACUUUUCACCUCCCUGCCAGUUCUUUUAGAGGAUUUUAUCAAAGAUCAUGGAGGCAAUUAUAAUCGUAGCAGGGCUGAUGCAAUUCAUGUUGUGAUAGACCGGCAUGUAAUAACAGGUCAGAACAUACAAUCAACACUCACAGCAGUGCAGAACCUCAUUCUCAUGUGCUCCCAGAAGUAGUGUCUCGGCAGAAGUGUCGGGUUGAGGAGUGGGGACCGGGUACAGCAUUAUACAAUCAAGGGUGUAUGCAGUUCAUGGGAAGUCUUUUUUUGUUUUGUUGUUAAAUACAGAUAGAUUGCAUAUAA
This is a messenger RNA of Haliotis rubra (blacklip abalone), 811 nucleotides long. RefSeq names its product glutamine amidotransferase-like class 1 domain-containing protein 1. The transcript has 7 exons. The record is from RefSeq and is a predicted model, not a curated record. Lineage: Eukaryota; Metazoa; Mollusca; Gastropoda; Lepetellida; Haliotidae. The coding region runs from base 33 to 686 and encodes 217 amino acids.